AUGUCUGCUCUUCUGGAGUCACCAAAAAUGAUCUGCAUGGCAGGAGCAGCUGGAGGUCAAAAGUACAUCAGAGUGCAAAAAUUGUACAGGAUUGUCCUGCUGGGAGCUGGGAAAAACAGUCUAGGAAACACUAUAUUUGGAGAAGAUCUGUUCAAGGUUGACAAUACGGAAUGUCAAGCUGAGUCCAAAUCUCUCCAUGGAAGACGGAUAACCUUGGUCAACACUCCUGAUUUCUAUGCCCCAUGUGGUUCAGAGGAGAAGCGUAAGCUUGAAAUAUUGAAGUCUGUCAGUGAAUGCAUUCCAGGGCCUCAUGCUUUUCUCAUUGUGCUCAAAGUGGAGAAAUCCACAGAGCAGCAGCAGGCUGUCAUUGAGAAAAUAAGCCAAUAUUUCUCAGAGGAAGUUUUUAAAUAUGCUGCAGUUGUCUUUACUCAGGAAGACACUCUCCCAGAAGGAAUGAAGACUCAGAAGUUGAUGGCUCAGAAUAAAUGUUUGAGUGAUUUGGUCAUGAAAAUCAAGGGUCGAUACCAUUUCAUUGAUAGCAAGUAUAGCAAAUUGGGGGAAUCUUUUAGAGACCAGUCCCAGGUGGAGGCACUCCUAAACACAGUGGAUCAGAUAGUUAAAGAUAAUAAAGGAAAGUGUUACACCAGUAAGAUGUUACCACAAGGAAAUUCCUGCAAAACGUCUAGCGACAGUGUCUAUAAUAAUGGAUUGAUCAAAUUUAAAGGUCAUGCCGCAGAGUCAGUGGCAAAUGCCUUCUUCGGGCCAAUUGUCGUGGUUUUAACCCCGGGAACAACAAAUGAAGCGCAAGAAGGAAGCACUGCAAAAGAUAAAGACAAAGGAGAAAAUGAAGAAAAAGAGCUAGAUGAACACAAACCAUCAACGGAAAAGGAAAGGAGGAAAGAAGAAGUUGCAAGAAAAGGAGAACGACAAAUAGAAAUUACAGAGACAAAAACAAAAACUAAACCAGGGGACGAGAUUGACCGUCCUCACAGCUUCUUCUCAGGAUAA
Neolamprologus brichardi is the source of this 1008-nucleotide messenger RNA. The record is from RefSeq and is a predicted model, not a curated record. Lineage: Eukaryota; Metazoa; Chordata; Actinopteri; Cichliformes; Cichlidae.